AUGCCGCCGAAGAAUAAGCGAAGUCGCACUGGUGGUAUCCGUCAAAGACGGAAGAAAGCCAAAGUGGAGAAUGCGACGACGAUUGCGGGGCAUUCAGUCUUAGCAUCGUUCCUUCUACAGCUCUUUGCCUGGGGCGAGAUGUCUGCACAGCGAGUGCAGAAGCUCGCAAGUCUCGCCAUGGUAGACAUUGAGGCCUGCAUGAAUGGAACUGGGCAUGUUGAAGAUUUGAGGAACAUGGCAAAGAUUGGCACGGAGGGCCAUCAUCAAAACAAAUGCUAUGCCGACCUCAUAAAGCAAUGCCGGGGUAUAUCGAUUCCGCGACCUUUUGUCGCAACACUUCCAUUUGUGAAGCCCUUGAAUGAUCAAUUUCAAUCAAUGCUUCUCCCCCACGAGAUUUUCAGUACCAUAUAUCAUUCCUACAAAGGUGCCUGGAGGCAAAGCUUAUAUGGAAGUGCCGAUUGUGUUCGCUUGUUUUGGCAAGCCCAAGAAUCCCAUCCGCAAAUGGCUGGCCACGCAGUUUCUUUCAAGCCGAACAGGUUCACUUUGGCAAUACCACUAUCCCUACACGGGGAUGACGUCCCCGUGACGGGGAUAGGAAAGGCAUGGACAGGGAAAUUGACGCAGUGGUGCUGGGCAAGUCUUCUGGGCCGUGGUGCCACAAGCGAAGUUCUUUUCUGGAUUUAUGGAUUAUUCGAGCGACUCCGAGUGCCCCUCGCCGCUGGAAGCGAGAGUACACUUCACACUUUUUUUCGAAUUCUGAGAUGGUCUUUUCAUUGGCUUUUCAAGGGGGUCUUUCCGGACAGAGACCACGACGGAGUUAAGUACUCCAAGGAUUCGGUCCAAGGCAAAAAAGCCUUGACUUUCUUGGCCGAUGGGUUCUAUGGCGUUUUGUGGACGAUCAUUGGUGCACAGGGCACGGCGAUCGCAGUUGGACUGUUUUCGGAGCUAAUGCCGAAUGGCGAAAUCACAUAUGGACGACAGCCGACUGGUUGA
Molecule: messenger RNA, 993 nt
Organism: Symbiodinium sp. CCMP2456
Lineage: Eukaryota; Dinophyceae; Suessiales; Symbiodiniaceae
Source: the annotation of a GenBank genome assembly